This is a messenger RNA of Magnolia sinica, 1342 nucleotides long. RefSeq names its product WD repeat-containing protein VIP3-like. The record is from RefSeq and is a predicted model, not a curated record. Bases 145 to 1113 code for a protein of 322 amino acids. The transcript is spliced from 3 exons. Lineage: Eukaryota; Viridiplantae; Streptophyta; Magnoliopsida; Magnoliales; Magnoliaceae. Gene Ontology annotation, molecular function: protein binding. Gene Ontology annotation, cellular component: Cdc73/Paf1 complex.
CCGGCUAAAGCCGGUUUAAAAAAAAGCGCGCCGAAUAAAACCGUCGAAAGUUACUCUCGACUUCCUUCACCAUCAUCCAAAUCAAACCCUAAACGAUUGUACGGAAAACGAAGUCAAGGAAGGAGGAGGAGUACAGGAGAAGCAAUGAAGCUUGCUGGUUUGAAAUCUGUGGAGAAUGCCCACGAGGAGUCAAUUUGGGCAGUUACUUGGGUCCCAGCUACUGAUGCCCGGCCCGCACUUUUGCUGACGGGAUCUCUUGAUGAAACUGUGAAACUCUGGCGUCCUGACGAGCUCAUCUCAGAGGGUACCAAUACUGGUCACUGCCUUGGUGUCAUCUCUGUGGCUGCCCAUCCUUCAGGAGUCAUUGCGGCCUCAGCUUCUUUGGACAGCUUUGUCCGUAUUUUUGAUGUCGAUACCAAUGCCACAAUCUCAACUCUUGAGGCCCCACCAUCUGAAGUCUGGAACAUGCAGUUUGAUCCUAAUGGUACUGUUCUGGCAGUUGCCGGUGGAGGUAGUGCCUCUGUCAUGCUAUGGGACACCGCUACAUGGCAGCUGAUCGCGACCCUAGUGGUCCCACGCCCAGAAGGAUCAAGGCCCUCCGACAAGGGUGGCAGUGGAAAGUUUGUUCUGUCAGUUGCAUGGAGUCCCGACGGGAGACGUAUAGCUUGUGGCUCCAUGGAUGGCACGGUCACUGUCUUUGAUGUUGCACGCGCCAAGUUCCUUCAUCACCUGGAAGGCCACUCCAUGGCAGUGAGGUCGCUCGUGUACUCCCCGACAGACCCACGUGUGAUCUUUACAGCAUCUGACGAUGCACAUGUGCACAUGUAUGAUGCUGAGGGGAAGAGCCUUGUUGGGGCCAUGUCGGGCCAUGCAAGUUGGGUGUUGAGUGUAGACGUGAGCCCAGACGGUGUAGCCAUCGCGACUGGAUCUAGCGAUCGGACAGUCCGGCUUUGGGACCUGGGCAUGAGGGCUGCUGUCCAGACCAUGAGCAACCAUGCAGACCAGGUCUGGGGAGUAUCAUUCCACUCUCCCACUGGCGGGACUGGUGGACGUGCCAGCCGGCUUGCCAGCGUGUCGGACGACAGGAGCAUCUCAUUGUAUGAUUACUCUUGAAGGUAUCAAUCGCUUGAAUUGGAUUGUCUUAUUUUCUCAGCAGAAUUAGUGUAACAAAUAUCUGAUUAUUUCUUUCUUGUAUGAUUUUCAUUAAAUGUGAAAUGUACGUUCCCAUGCAUCAACAUCAAACCGUAGGAUUUCUAAUAUGUUGGGCCAUGUGUCGGUCAUCCAAACCGUUGCUUUGAUGGCCCCACUAUGAGUGAUUUAUGAUUGUUUCUAUCUUCUUCAA